AUGCAUCGACGAAGCGGAGGUUUUUUUCUUCUAUUAUUAUUCAUCGCUAAAUAUCAAGCACAGAAUCCAACAUCACCUACUGAUUGGAAUGGCGACCCAAAUUUAUGUACAGUUAAUUCACCAGUUACAUCUUCACCAUUACCUGCACAACAAAUGCCUCGAUUUCCAAAACGAGCUGAAUUUGCUUUACAACGUGUCGAAAAUAAGCAUUUAUUUAAUCUUACACUACCCAGUGAAAUGACCAUGUAUGAAUAUCUUUAUGACUAUGAUGCUAAUAAACUAAUUAUAGUUAAAAACAAAAAUGGCAUUAUUGAUACUGAAUAUUAUUACUAUGGUCCCAAUAAGAUAUCAACUUAUUUUGGAGGAGAAUUUUGUCGAGUAUCAGAUAUUCCAACAAAUGACGAUAUGGAUGGUACAUCAGCAAUAAAAUUACCCGACGGCACAUGGCAUAUUCGUCCGUUGAAUGAAUUUCUUUUGUUUUCUAAUGAUGAUCCACGUCGACCAGUAGUUACACCAAUAUAUCUUGGUACCGAUCUAAUACGUGAAAUCCCAGUUCAUCAAUGGCAAAGUUGUUACAUCAAUAAGACAGAUUAUAGAACAGUACGACGUAUUUGGUCAUUUGCUCAAGAGAAAUUUAUUAUGCCAGGUACAACUGAUGGUUCAUUUUCCGUUCCUGUCCACGCACUAAUUAGUGCUUCGGUAGUCUUCCCAAAUGGCACACAAGUAGUUGAAGUUGAUGAAGAAUUUAAUGUAUUUGCAUUUCGACCAGGUAUUAUGGAAUCUAUUGAUGCAUUAUCACCACCAAAAGGUGUUUUUUGCGCUAGUGGUCCGGGUCAAAAUUUAGUAUCACUUAAAGAUGCUGGUGUUAGUUGGCCAAAUCACUUUAGUGUUCGUGUUGAAACUUCAACAUCACGUUCAUCACAAUGGGAACGAUUUCAUUUACGUUAUGAUCAAGGUCGUGAAAGUAGUUCAAAACGUUUACGUUAUGAUUAUAUGCCACCUGGUUCAGAGGAUUUUACAACUGUUAUUCAUGAUUAUACUGAUGAUAUAACCUAUAUUAUUGAUCGUCGUGUUGGUACGUGUAAUAUUAAUAAAGGUGUAGAAGUUCCUGCUGUUAGUUCUAUUCGUGAUCCAAUAAGAUUUUUUAUUAAACAUGAAGCUUAUUUUAUAUUUAAUCCGCCUGAAAAGGCUUGGGAAUUUAAUGGAGUUCGAUCAUGUCGUGGUAAUGCUAUUAAAUGUACAAUAUUAACAACAUCAAUAGAUAAUUUUCCUACUAUAGUUGACCCAGACACUGGUAUGGAAACAGGUGAAACAUGGACAGCAACUAAUAUUGAAUAUGGUUGGUCAGUUCGUGCACCAUUUGCUACUGCAGCACCUGAUCAGGUGAAACAAUUUGAUUAUCCGGUAAGUUUACAAUUAAAAAUGUACCGAUUUCGAGAUCCAGCUAAUCCAACACCGGUUAGUAUUAUUACUGAAGAUAUUGAAUAUGAGUUUUAUGAAAUGUCUCAUGAAAUGAAGCCAUUUGAUUUCGACGUAAUAUCACGUGUUUAUCACAAUAUGACAUACACUAAAAUAAAAUAUGCUGUACUGCGAGUCACUACUGGUAGCGCUCCAAAGACUACCGCAAAAAUUUGUCGUAGUGUAAAUAGAUUGUAG
Messenger RNA from Rotaria sp. Silwood1, 1656 nucleotides. The record is from the annotation of a GenBank genome assembly. NCBI's taxonomy places the organism in Eukaryota, Metazoa, Rotifera, Eurotatoria, Philodinida, Philodinidae.